CCUCCAUCGACCUCCACCCAUUGAAUUUUAAUAAAUUCUUGUUGGGAUAUAUUCCCCCAAUUUCCCCUCCUCCUCCCAACAAUCUGGUCGAUCACUCCCGCGCCAAAACCAAAACAAAAAACAAAGCCGUUCCGAAAUCCGAUCCGAUCCCACAACAAGAAAAGAAAAGAAAACCCAACACUUUCUCACUUCGAUCGUCGUUUGGCAAUCACCCAGAUUGAAACCAUGGCCUUCAACCUUGCUCAGAGCACCGCCGCCGCGGCGUCCGUCGCGCCCCGCACCCCUCGCCACGCGGCCGCGGCGCCCGCGUCCGUCUCCGUGAGGAAGGCGGGCGGCGCGCCGCCAUCGUCGAGCGGCCUCAGGCUGCAGCGGCAGGCGUGCUGCGAGCCGUCGGUGGCGCCGGCGCGUCCGGUGGCGUGCCGCGCCGCGGCGGCGGCGGCCGAGCGCGCCUCGAGGAGGAGGGCGGGCGUGCCUGUGUUCGUGAUGAUGCCGCUCGACACCGUCAAGAAGUGCGGCACCGCGCUGAACCGGCGCAAGGCGGUGCAGGCGAGCCUUGCGGCGCUCAAGAGCGCCGGCGUGGAGGGCGUCAUGGUGGACGUGUGGUGGGGAAUCGCCGAGAGCGACGGCCCCGGGAGGUACAACUUCGCGGGGUACGCGGAGCUCAUGGAGAUGGCGCGCAAGACGGGGCUCAAGGUCCAGGCCGUCAUGUCCUUCCACCAGUGCGGCGGGAACGUCGGCGACUCCGUCAACAUCCCGCUGCCGCGCUGGGCGCUGGAGGAGAUGGAGAAGGACCAGGACCUCUGCUACACCGACCAGUGGGGCCGCCGCAACUUCGAGUACGUCUCGCUCGGAUGCGACGCCAUGCCCGUGCUCAAGGGCCGCACGCCCGUCGAGUGCUACACCGACUUCAUGCGCGCCUUCCGUGACCACUUCGCCGACUACCUCGGCAACACCAUCGUCGAAAUCCAAGUCGGCAUGGGCCCCGCCGGCGAGCUGCGCUACCCGUCCUACCCGGAGAGCAACGGCACCUGGAGGUUCCCCGGCAUCGGCGCCUUCCAAUGCAACGACAGGUACAUGCUUAGCAGCCUGAAGGCGGCAGCGGAGGCGGCCGGCAAGCCGGAGUGGGGCCACGGCGGGCCGACGGACGCCGGCAGCUACAACAACUGGCCGGAGGACACCAUCUUCUUCCGCCGGGAGAACGGCGGGUGGAGCACCGAGUACGGCGACUUCUUCCUGUCGUGGUACUCGCAGAUGCUCAUGGAGCACGGCGACCGCAUCCUCACCGGCGCGUCGUCCGUGUUCUCCGCCUCCCCCGUCGAGGUCUCCGUGAAGGUCGCCGGCAUCCACUGGCACUACGGCACCCGGUCGCACGCGCCGGAGCUCACCGCGGGGUACUACAACACCCGGCACCACGACGGGUACCUCCCCGUGGCGCGGCUGCUGGCCCGCCAUGGCGCCGUGCUCAACUUCACCUGCGUCGAGAUGCGGGACCACGAGCAGCCGCAGGACGCGCAGUGCAUGCCCGAGGCGCUGGUGCGGCAGGUGGGCGCGGCGGCGCGCGCCGCCGGCGUGGGCCUGGCGGGCGAGAACGCGCUGCCACGGUACGACGGCGCGGCGCACGACCAGGUGGUGUCCACGGCCGCCGAGCGCGCCGCCGAGGACCGGAUGGUGGCGUUCACGUACCUGCGCAUGGGCGCCGACCUCUUCCACCCGGACAACUGGCACCGGUUCGCCGCCUUCGUGCGCCGCAUGGACGGCGCCGGGUCGUGCCGGGAGGCCGCGGAGCGGGAGGCGCGAAGCGUCGCGCAGGCCACCGGCUCGCUGGUGCACGAGGCCGCCGUCGCGCUGCGGAGCUGACCUGAGGUUUCCCAUCGCUUUGUGUAGGGGUUUUCUUUGGGAGGGAGGGUGCUCGGAGGUCGACGGCGAGCGAUCUCUCGGGGUACGGUUACGCGUAGACGAGAUUGUGACCAAGGCGGGAGGGAAAGGGAGGGGAGGACAAAAAAAAAUGGUGUUUUUUUUUGUCACGUUCUCAGGCUCCGACGAUCGUCGCCGGGGCUUGUUCGGGGAAUAUAUCCAGAAGUUUCUGCAGAAAUCCGCA
This is a messenger RNA of Setaria italica (foxtail millet), 2098 nucleotides long. Its product is annotated as beta-amylase 1, chloroplastic. Gene Ontology annotation, molecular function: beta-amylase activity. The transcript is spliced from 3 exons. Bases 226 to 1857 code for a protein of 543 amino acids. Gene Ontology annotation, biological process: polysaccharide catabolic process. The record is from RefSeq and is a predicted model, not a curated record. Lineage: Eukaryota; Viridiplantae; Streptophyta; Magnoliopsida; Poales; Poaceae.